CAAGAAAACAAAGAAAGAAUAAGAGAUGGAAAAUAAAACGUUUUCUUCAAACUCUGUUCAUUUGCUCAUUGUGUUUUUGCUUCUUUGUACCUUUCUUUCCCGUACCGAAUCUGCUCGUCCUUCUCACCAUGCACUACUCUCAAUCACCGGGAGGACGAUGAUGAGUAAUUAUAAGACCAAUAGUGCCAUAGGAACACCAUCAUCAACCAGUAGCCAUGCUCCAGGCGGUAAUGGGAGGAAAUUGAUGAGUAUAUAUAGACCCAAUGGAGACAUAUUUACAGGACCAUCAGGCAGUGGACAUGGUGGUGGUCGCACUCCAGCCCCCUAGUAUAUAUAUUAAUGUGUAAUUUAUGCGCUCACAAGCUAUAAGCUUUUAAUUUCUCGAUUACUUAUGACGUAUGCGUUGGUGUAGUAUAUAAUGUAAUGUUUAAUUUCUGUGUUCACAAACCAACUUUUUCAUUUCUCGACUAUGUAAUCUAUAAUAUGUGUGUUUCUCUAAUAUUUCCAAGUGUUCUUAAUUA
Molecule: messenger RNA, 521 nt
Organism: Arabidopsis lyrata subsp. lyrata
Lineage: Eukaryota; Viridiplantae; Streptophyta; Magnoliopsida; Brassicales; Brassicaceae
Exons: 3
Coding region: 26-328 (100 amino acids)
Source: RefSeq, a predicted model, not a curated record